CGGAGUCGGGUGCGGCGGUGGCCGGGCCGGGCGAGGUCCGGUUCUGUCCCGGCAGCUUGGCGACUGUUCUGCUUUGAGCGCCUGGUGCGCCCCGCGUCCUCCCUGCCGGGGCCACCGGGCUGGGGAUGUGCGCGGCGCCCCGGAGCCAUGGUCCGCUUCGGGGACGAGCUGGGCGGCCGCUAUGGGGGCGCCGGCAGCGGGGAGAGGGCGCGGGGCGGCGGGGCCGGCGGGGCGGGUGGCCCGGGCCCCGGAGGGCUACAGCCGGGCCAGCGGGUCCUCUACAAGCAGUCCAUUGCGCAGCGCGCACGGACCAUGGCGCUGUACAAUCCCAUCCCGGUCAAGCAGAACUGCUUCACCGUCAAUCGCUCGCUCUUCGUCUUCAGCGAGGACAACGUCGUCCGCAAAUACGCCAAGCGCAUCACCGAGUGGCCUCCCUUUGAGUACAUGAUUCUGGCCACCAUCAUCGCCAACUGCAUCGUGCUGGCCCUGGAGCAGCAUCUCCCUGACGGAGACAAGACGCCCAUGUCGGAGCGCCUGGAUGACACAGAGCCCUAUUUCAUCGGCAUCUUUUGCUUUGAGGCGGGGAUCAAGAUCAUCGCGCUCGGCUUUGCUUUCCACAAGGGCUCCUACCUGCGGAAUGGCUGGAACGUCAUGGACUUCGUGGUGGUCCUCACAGGGAUCCUUGCCACAGCUGGAACUGACUUCGACCUGCGAACACUGAGGGCUGUGCGCGUGCUGAGGCCUCUGAAGCUGGUAUCAGGGAUUCCAAGUUUGCAGGUGGUGCUCAAGUCCAUCAUGAAGGCCAUGGUUCCACUGCUGCAGAUUGGGUUGCUACUCUUCUUUGCCAUCCUCAUGUUUGCCAUCAUUGGCCUCGAGUUCUACAUGGGAAAAUUCCACAAGGCCUGUUUCCCCAACAGCUCAGAUGCAGAUCCUGUGGGUGACUUCCCCUGUGGCAAGGAGGCCCCUGCCCGGCUGUGUGAGGGUGACACCGAGUGCCGGGAGUAUUGGCCAGGACCCAACUUUGGUAUCACCAACUUUGAUAACAUCCUGUUUGCCAUCUUGACAGUGUUCCAGUGUAUCACCAUGGAGGGCUGGACUGACAUCCUCUACAAUACAAAUGAUGCAGCUGGAAACACCUGGAACUGGCUCUACUUCAUCCCCCUCAUCAUCAUCGGCUCCUUCUUCAUGCUCAACCUUGUGCUGGGUGUGCUCUCAGGGGAGUUCGCCAAGGAGCGAGAGAGGGUGGAGAACCGCCGUGCCUUCCUGAAGCUCCGCCGGCAGCAGCAGAUAGAGCGGGAGCUCAAUGGGUACCUGGAGUGGAUCUUCAAGGCUGAGGAAGUCAUGCUGGCAGAGGAGGACAAGAAUGCAGAGGAGAAGUCUCCUUUGGAUGCCGUGUUGAAGAGAGCCGCCACCAAGAAGAGCCGCCACGACCUGAUCCACGCUGAGGAGGGGGAGGACCGGCUUGCAGACCUCUGUGCCGUGGGGUCCCCCUUUGCCCGUGCCAGCCUCAAAAGUGGGAAGACAGAGAGUUCAUCGUAUUUCCGGAGGAAGGAGAAGAUGUUCCGGUUCUUCAUCCGGCGCAUGGUGAAGGCGCAAAGCUUCUACUGGGUGGUGCUGUGUGUGGUGGCUCUGAACACACUCUGUGUGGCCAUGGUGCACUACAACCAGCCGCAGCGGCUCACCACAGCUCUGUACUUUGCAGAGUUUGUUUUCCUGGGUCUCUUCCUCACAGAGAUGUCCCUGAAGAUGUAUGGCCUGGGGCCCAGAAGCUACUUCCGGUCCUCCUUCAACUGCUUCGACUUUGGGGUCAUUGUGGGGAGCAUCUUUGAAGUGGUCUGGGCUGCCAUAAAACCAGGAACCUCCUUUGGGAUCAGCGUGCUGAGGGCCCUCCGCUUGCUGCGGAUCUUCAAGGUCACAAAGUACUGGAACUCCCUGAGGAACUUGGUGGUGUCUCUGCUCAACUCCAUGAAGUCCAUCAUCAGCCUCCUCUUUCUGCUCUUCCUGUUCAUUGUGGUCUUUGCUCUCCUAGGGAUGCAGCUGUUUGGGGGACAGUUUAACUUCAAAGAUGAGACUCCAACGACCAACUUCGACACCUUUCCUGCUGCCAUCCUCACGGUCUUCCAGAUCCUAACAGGAGAGGACUGGAAUGCAGUGAUGUAUCAUGGGAUAGAAUCUCAAGGUGGAGUGAGCAAAGGCAUGUUCUCCUCCUUUUACUUCAUCGUCCUGACGCUGUUUGGAAACUACACCUUGCUGAAUGUCUUCCUGGCCAUCGCUGUGGACAACCUUGCCAAUGCCCAGGAGCUGACCAAGGAUGAAGAGGAGAUGGAAGAAGCAGCCAAUCAGAAGCUGGCUCUGCAGAAAGCCAAGGAAGUGGCUGAAGUCAGCCCCAUGUCUGCUGCCAACAUCUCCAUUGCUGCUUUUGUAAAGCGAACUCGAGGUACUGUGUCUCGCAGCUCAUCUGUCUCCAGCGUAGAUUCACCCAGGCAGCAGAACUCGGCCAAGGCUCGCUCGGUGUGGGAGCAGCGGGCCAGCCAGCUUCGGCUGCAGAACCUGCGGGCCAGCUGUGAGGCGCUGUACAGUGAGAUGGACCCGGAAGAGCGAAUGCGCUAUGCAACCACACGCCACCUAAGACCAGACAUGAAGACGCACUUGGACCGGCCUCUGGUGGUGGAGCCACCAGGGCGGGAUGGCCCACGGGGUCCCAUGGGGGGCAAAGCCCGACCCGAAGGCACUGAGGUCACCGAGGGUGUAGACCCACCACGACGGCACCACCGACAUCGUGACAGGGACAAAGUUCAGGCUGUGGUCCCCGCAGUGGGUGAACAGGACAGGGCUGAUGCUGUGAAGGCGGAGAGUGUGGACCCUGGAGCACGGGAGGAGCGGGCACGUCCACACCGCAGUCGCAGCAAGGACGCGGCAGGUGCGCUGGAGUCCCGGAGCGAGCGCAGCAGGGGCCCGGGCCCUGAGGGCGGACGACGGCACCACCGGCGGGGCUCUCCGGAGGAGGCUGCUGAGCGCGAGCCCCGGCGCCACCGUGCUCACCGGCACGGUCCAGAACAGGGCAAGGAAGGUGUUGCACCUACUGCCAAGAGCGAGAGGCGCUUGCGGCACCGGGGGCCCCGGGCCGGUUCCAGGGAGGCAGAGAGUGGUGAGGAGCCUAUGCGACGGCACCGGGCGCGGCACAAGGUGCCGUCUGUUCAGGAGCCCACUGAAAAGGAGGCCACAGAGAAGGAGGCUGCAGAGAAGGAGGGCGAGAUGGUGGAGGCGGACAAGGAGAUACGGAACCACCAUCCCAAGGAGCCUCACUGUGGCCUGGAGGCCAGUGGGGUGAUGGGCAUAGCCCCUGUGCAUGUGCUGCCCAGCACUUGUCUCCAGAAGGUGGAGGAACAGCCAGAAGAUGCAGACAAUCAGAGAAAUGUCACUCGGAUGGGCAUCGAAUCCUCAGACCCGAGCAGCACCUUACAUGUCCCAGUGACACUGGCAGGCCCUCCUGGGGAGACCACAGUUGCUCCCAGUGGUAACCUGGACCUGGAGAGCCAAGCAGAGGGGAAGAAGGAGGCAGAAGCUGAUGAUAUGCUGAGGAGUGGCCCCCGGCCCAUCGUCCCGUACAGCUCCAUGUUCUGUCUAAGCCCCACUAACCUGCUUCGCCGCUUCUGUCAUUACAUCGUCACUAUGCGGUACUUUGAAAUGGUCAUUCUUGUGGUCAUUGCCCUGAGCAGCAUCGCCUUGGCUGCUGAGGAUCCUGUGCGGACAGACUCUUCCAGGAACAAUGCUCUGAAGUACAUGGAUUACAUCUUCACAGGUGUCUUUACCUUUGAGAUGGUGAUGAAGAUGAUUGACUUAGGACUGCUGCUGCACCCUGGAGCCUACUUUCGGGACCUGUGGAACAUUUUGGAUUUCAUUGUGGUCAGUGGGGCCCUGGUGGCAUUUGCCUUCUCGAGCUUCAUGGGAGGAUCCAAAGGGAAAGACAUCAACACCAUCAAGUCCCUGAGAGUUCUUCGCGUUCUGCGGCCCCUCAAGACCAUCAAACGACUGCCUAAGCUCAAGGCUGUGUUUGACUGUGUGGUGAACUCCCUGAAGAAUGUGCUGAACAUCCUGAUUGUCUACAUGCUCUUCAUGUUCAUAUUUGCCGUCAUUGCAGUACAGCUCUUCAAAGGGAAGUUUUUCUACUGCACUGAUGAAUCCAAGGAGCUGGAGAGGGACUGCAGGGGUCAGUAUUUGGAUUAUGAAAAGGAGGAAGUGGAAGCUCAACCAAGGCAGUGGAAGAAAUACGACUUCCACUAUGACAACGUGCUCUGGGCCCUGCUCACACUCUUCACGGUGUCCACCGGAGAAGGCUGGCCCAUGGUGCUGAAACACUCCGUGGAUGCCACCUAUGAAGAGCAGGGUCCAAGCCCUGGGUUUCGCAUGGAGCUAUCCAUCUUCUAUGUGGUCUACUUUGUGGUAUUCCCCUUCUUUUUUGUCAACAUCUUUGUGGCCUUGAUCAUCAUCACCUUCCAGGAGCAGGGGGACAAGGUGAUGUCUGAAUGCAGCCUGGAGAAGAAUGAGAGGGCCUGCAUUGACUUUGCCAUCAGCGCCAAGCCCCUGACACGGUAUAUGCCCCAAAACAAGCAGUCGUUCCAGUAUAAGACAUGGACGUUUGUGGUCUCCCCCCCCUUCGAGUACUUCAUCAUGGCCAUGAUAGCCCUCAACACAGUAGUGCUGAUGAUGAAGUUCUACGAUGCGCCUUAUGAGUAUGAGCUGAUGCUGAAGUGCCUGAACAUGGUAUUCACCUCCAUGUUCUCCCUGGAGUGUGUGCUGAAGAUCAUCGCUUUUGGGGUGCUGAACUAUUUCAGAGAUGCCUGGAAUGUCUUUGACUUUGUCACUGUGUUGGGAAGUAUUACUGAUAUUUUGGUAACAGAGAUUGCGGAAACGAACAACUUCAUCAACCUCAGCUUCCUUCGCCUCUUCAGAGCUGCGCGGCUCGUCAAGCUGCUGCGCCAGGGCUACACCAUCCGCAUCCUGCUGUGGACCUUCGUCCAGUCCUUCAAGGCGCUGCCCUAUGUGUGCCUCCUCAUUGCCAUGCUGUUCUUCAUCUACGCCAUCAUCGGCAUGCAGGUGUUUGGAAACAUUGCCUUGGACGACGACACCAGCAUCAACCGGCACAAUAACUUCCGCACAUUCUUACAAGCCCUGAUGCUGUUGUUCAGGAGUGCCACGGGGGAGGCCUGGCAUGAAAUCAUGCUGUCUUGUCUGAGCAACCGGGCCUGUGACCCAGAUGCCAAUGCCAGUGAGUGUGGGAGUGACUUUGCCUACUUCUACUUCGUGUCCUUCAUCUUCCUUUGCUCCUUCCUGAUGUUAAAUCUAUUUGUGGCUGUGAUCAUGGACAACUUUGAGUACCUAACUCGAGACUCUUCCAUCCUUGGGCCUCACCACCUGGACGAGUUCAUCCGGGUCUGGGCUGAGUACGACCCAGCUGCGUGUGGGCGCAUCAGUUACAAUGACAUGUUUGAGAUGCUGAAGCACAUGUCCCCGCCUCUGGGGCUGGGGAAGAAGUGCCCUGCUCGAGUUGCAUACAAGCGCCUGGUUCGCAUGAACAUGCCCAUCUCCAGUGAGGACAUGACUGUGCACUUCACAUCCACGCUGAUGGCCCUCAUUCGAACUGCACUGGAGAUCAAGCUGGCCCCAGCUGGGGCAAAGCAGCACCAGUGUGACGCAGAGCUGAGGAAGGAGAUCUCCUCUGUUUGGGCCAAUCUGCCCCAGAAGACCUUGGACUUGCUGGUGCCACCUCACAAGCCUGAUGAGAUGACGGUGGGGAAAGUCUAUGCAGCGCUGAUGAUAUUCGACUUCUACAAACAGAACAAAACCACAAGAGAUCAGAUUCACCAAGCUCCAGGAGGCUUAUCCCAGAUGGGCCCGGUGUCCCUGUUCCACCCUCUGAAGGCCACCCUGGAGCAGACGCAGCCAGCUGUACUCCGAGGAGCUCGGGUUUUCCUUCGGCAGAAGAGCUCUACGUCCCUCAGCAAUGGUGGGGCCAUACAAACUCAAGAGAGUGGCAUCAAGGAGUCCGUGUCCUGGGGCACUCAGAGGACCCAGGAUGCACUUUAUGAGGCUAGGGCACCCCUGGAACGUGGCCACUCAGCAGAGAUCCCUGUGGGGCAGCCAGGAACACUGGCUGCGGAUGUACAGAUGCAGAACAUGGCACUGAGGGGUCCUGAUGGGGAGCCCCAACCUGGGCUGGAGAGCCAGGGCCGGGCUGCCUCCAUGCCCCGCCUGGCAGCAGAAACACAGCCAGCCCCAGAUGCCAGCCCCAUGAAGCGCUCCAUCUCCACGUUGGCCCAGCGCUCACACGGGGGCCACCUCUGCAACACCACCCUGGACCGCCCUCCCCCCAGCCAGGCACCACAUCACCACCACCAUCGCUGCCACCGCCGUAGGGACAAGAAGCAGAGGUCCCUGGAGAAGGGGUCCAGCCAGCAUGCCGACACAGAUGGCGCACCAAACAGCGCUGCAGGGCCCAGCCUGCCCCCAGGAGAGGGGCCCACAGGCUGCCGGCGGGAACGGGAACGCAAGCAGGAGCGAGGCCGGUCCCAGGAGAGGAGGCAGCCCUCGUCCUCUUCCUCAGAGAAGCAGCGCUUCUACUCCUGUGACCGCUUUGGAGGCCGUGAGCACCCUCAGCCCAAGCCCUCCCUCAGCAGCCACCCCACGUCCCCAACAGCAGGGGAGCCGGGACCCCCACCACAGGGUAGUGGUUCAAUUAACGGGAGCCCCUUGCUGUCAACAUCUGGUGCUAGCACCCCGGGCCGAGGUGGGCGGAGGCAGCUCCCCCAGACACCCCUGACUCCCCGCCCCAGCAUCACCUACAAGACGGCCAACUCCUCCCCUGUCCACUUUGCUGGGGCUCAGAGUGGCCUCCCGGCCUUCUCCCCAGGCCGGCUCAGCCGUGGGCUUUCUGAACACAAUGCUUUGCUCCAGAGAGACCCCCUGAGCCAGCCCCUGGCUCCAGGCUCUCGCAUCAGCUCUGACCCUUACCUGGGGCAGCGCAUGGACAGCGAGGCCUCUGCCCACACCCUGCCUGAGGACACACUCACCUUUGAGGAGGCCGUGGCCACCAACUCAGGCCGCUCCUCCAGGACUUCCUAUGUGUCUUCCCUGACCUCUCAGUCCCACCCUCUCCGCCGUGUGCCCAACGGCUACCACUGCACUCUGGGACUCGGCACUGGCAGCCGGGCGCGGCACAGCUACCACCACCCAGACCAAGACCACUGGUGCUAGCUGCACGGAGACCAUGCGCCUCAAUGUGGCAGGCACCUGCGGGUUCCCGUUGAUGAGUUUUAUCAUCCAUGCUGGGCUUCAGGGCCGCAGCCCUAGGAGGAGGGGCCCGCCAUGCACCUCCUUGGUGGAGGCUCCCGUUCCUCUCUCCUUCUUCCUCUUUUACACUGGAUGGACUAAUAAAGCCCUUCUUAGAGGGACAUGGCUCUCUAACCCCUCGUGUUCUGCCUCCCUGGGUCUCAUGCCACACGUCAGAGCCUAAGCAGGGCAUGGCUGAGCUGAGACAGACCUGAUGGGUCCAAAUCCCAGGUCUUGGCCUCCAGCAUCCAGAGCAGGUGCCCAGAACCUCGUUGAGGAGGCCUGAGUCUCGUGGGGAGCACUCACAUCCCAAUGUGUGCUGGCGGGCCGGGCACGCCUGAGAGCGUGGAAAGAGCCCAGCUGUGGCCGGCAGCAGGCCUCCUGCUCACACACUGCUGUUGCUCUUGCCACUGAACCGCAGAUGGCGUAGAGUCACACUCUUAUCUGUCCCUGGACUCUGCUGCCCCGAAGGGACUAAGUCUGGAGAAUGCUCUUGCUGUCGGCUUCUGGUUGCAGCACCCUUCACUGUCAUUUCUGUAUACUUGAUCUGGAACAUAGAAAAGCAGGGGAGGAAAUGUUGACUUUAAAAACCAACCUGUAGGAAGGUCUCCACUGCUAUGUGCUCCUGUGUGGACUCCCCAGCUCGGUCCUUCCCCGGCCGCCCUGGCUCUACCGCUCGACCAAGUGCCUGACCUCUGGCUCCUGGCAUCACACGCUGGGCGAGUCCUCUGAACCAUCGGGUGGAUUGUGUGAAAACUGCUCAUAGUGGCCAACAGGUAGAAAGCUGGUAGCCCUGGACGACAGCAGCACAUCACAAUUGGUGACAGGUGACUGCCCUGUGAACCUCCCGCAGUGAGGAGGUUCUAGGAAGCCGCAGAGCUGCAGGGCAUGUGCUUGAGUGAGGCACUUUCAGUCUGUUCUAUGUCUGAUUCUCAGGGACGGAUGCCUGCCAAGGAGGGCGUGAUCUCUGUGUGUGAAGUGUUCACCGAAGGCUGAGGAGAUUGAAGGGCCCGUGGGGAGGGGAGACUUGACCGAGGGCUGUGUGUCGGGCCAUCAGGCAGGAGGGAGCAGGUUGCCGGAGGGGACUGGCAGGGGAGAAGUGACUCCUGGGCUGAGGCUGGGUGUGCAAGCCCAGCAGGGGUCCCAACCCAAACAAAACCUGACCUCAUGGCCGCUCUCCAAAGAGAAAGUGGCUCACCACUGGGCAUGUGUGGGUGAGUCCGUGGCCGUGUCCUCCGUGUCUUGAAACUUCAGAGGACCUCUCUGGGACUUUUGGAUCCUACCCCAUGAGUCUCCUCAAAGAAGCUUUGUGGGUGUGUGUGCGUGUGUGCUCACAGGUGACGGGCGUGUGCAGGUGUGUCACUGAGUGGUGUCGACAACCAUAGGGCUAUGCAACAAAAGACACAUUCAAUAGAAACAAACACACAGGCCCACCGCCUGGUCUGGGGUUUCAGCAUGAUUGUGACCAAACCUUUUUAUAGAAUUUCCUUAUGUGAAGGCACAACACUCUGAAACUUAACAAUUAGCAGAAUAUUUUAUUCCAAUAGGAUAAAAUUAAGCAGGAAUCUUGGACUGUGCAUGUGACUCUGCACUUGUGUGGCAAGUAGAGGGCUGUGCAUUUUGAUACUGGUGUUUGUCUCUGUUCCUGCCCUAGCCCGUGUUCUUGGGUGCCGAAUGCACACAUUCCAUGUAGAACCACAGCUGUCUCUCUGGGCAGUCCUGGGUCAAGAGCCCUCUUUUCUAGACCCACACAACCUAGCUGGCUGGCCUGGAUCCUUCUAGGCAUUGGCAUUCAUGGCAGUUGCAAGGUGGGGGAAGGGGACAUCAGGGCUUGCCUUUUUGACUUCGGGUUUGUUUCUGUACUGUCUCUUUUCAAGCUAUCGUCUGUUUCCCUUGAAGUCUUACAGUGAGUUGCCAAAUUUGAAAUGCAUCAGCCAGCUGUCUGCAUCUGGAACCUGUCAAGCAGCGGCUGACCUUGAACAAGUCAUGUGUGCAUGUAGAAUAUACACAUAUAUAUGUUAUUCCAGUAUGUGCAUGAAGUGUAUAUCUUCCUACUUUUUGAUACAAUGUACUCAUUUGUUAAUUUUUAAUUAUAUUUGAUAUAAAUUGAAGGUUUGUUGCAAAACUUUAUAUUUAACAACAGUGUUAGAGAGAGAGAGAGAGAGAGAGAGAGAGAGAGAGAGAGAGAGAGAGAGA
Ictidomys tridecemlineatus (thirteen-lined ground squirrel) is the source of this 9525-nucleotide messenger RNA. The record is from RefSeq and is a predicted model, not a curated record. NCBI's taxonomy places the organism in Eukaryota, Metazoa, Chordata, Mammalia, Rodentia, Sciuridae.